Molecule: messenger RNA, 1173 nt
Organism: Centruroides sculpturatus (bark scorpion)
Lineage: Eukaryota; Metazoa; Arthropoda; Arachnida; Scorpiones; Buthidae
Product: patched domain-containing protein 3-like
Exons: 2
Coding region: 1-1173 (390 amino acids)
Biological process (GO): endocytosis; molting cycle, collagen and cuticulin-based cuticle
Cellular component (GO): plasma membrane; cytoplasmic vesicle membrane
Source: RefSeq, a predicted model, not a curated record
AUGGUAGAAAUGACAUUUGCAGAUUCAGGAAAAGUCUAUAAUACGAAGAAGUUCAUUGACAAAACAUUUUCUUUUAAUACAUCGAAAUUUUAUGAUCCGGCAAGAUUUACAAACAUACCGAAAUGUGUGUUUGUGAUUUUUACACGGAAAGGUGGUGGAGACAUGCUGGAAAAAGAUGUGCUACUAGAAAUAAGUUCGGUAGAUCGACUAAUUAAAAAUAUAACAAUUAAUCAUGAAGGAAUAAAAGUUGGAUAUUCAGAUAUCUGUGCAGGUGUAAACGAAAAAUGUUUUCAAAAUCCGAUUAUCGAGAUGUUGCCAGAAAUUGAUAAUAUAGUGCAGCGAAAGAAGAAAUUGAAGUAUCCGUUCGACAUAGAUCCGUUGACAUACCGUUCUCAAAUUAACUCUCUUAACUUUGGGGCAGUAACCGAAGAUGAAAACAAUUUAAUUAAAACAGUAAAUGCUAUGAGAUUAGCGUAUUUUACUGACGACAGCAACAAGAAAAAACACGGUGUGAUAGCAAAAUGGCAAACAGAAGUUUAUAAUCGAAUAAGAAAUCAUCAAUUUCAAUAUGUUCUGUGUUUCAUUGAUUACUACUGGUCAAUAGAACAGCAAAAUGUACAAUUAGUGGAAAAUAUAAAACCUAUGAUUGGUGCUCUAAUUGCAUUUGUAUCUGUUUUCACUGCUGUUACGUGUAUGAGCAACAAUUGGGCAAAAAGCAAGCCUUUUCUUGGUGUUGCGAGUGUCGUAUCGGCUGGUCUGGCCGUAGUCACCUGUUUUGGAUUUAUGUCGGUUGUCGGUGUACAGAAUAGUAUUUGGAACAUCACCAUUCCGUUUUUAGUUUUCGUCACGGAAAUCGAUGAUGCGUUCGUAUUAUUGGCGUGUUGGAGAAUAUCAAACCCCAAGCAUAAAGUACACAAACGCAUGGAAGAAACAUUCGGUGAAGCAGGAAUUUCUAUAACUAUAACAUCAUUGACUAAUCUGUUUUCUUAUUGCAUUGGAAUGAUGUCAUCUUUUCCUCUUAUAAGAAUGUUUUGUUAUUAUUCCGCAACCAGCAUAGUGUUUACGUUUUUGUAUCAGAUAACGUUUUUUGCAGGGUGCAUGGCAUUAUCAGGACGGAGUGAAGAGAAACAACGACAAAAAGCAUUUCGUUUUAAUUUAGGUAAUGUUGUUUGA